AUGACUUCUGCGACAGUUGUGACUGUGAAUUUUCGCCUCGGAGAAACAGAGAAUGCAUCCUCUUCGAUUGGAAGCGCUGAACCAGCGCCAAAGUCAGAACCAGAGCCAGAGCUAGUAUCAAAUUCAGAAUCUCACUCUACAAAUUUUCAUAAAUAUCCAACUCCGAUACAUGACACCCUCGCCGGCUUUGACUGGAUCCGAAAAAAUCUUCAACCUUCUAAACUCGCAGUCUUCGGCUCCCAUAUUGGCGGUUCGCUGGCACUGAUGCUAGCACUCACAGAACCGCAAUCUGUACACGCUGUGGCUGCCUACGAGCCUAUUUGUGACUGGCCUGGAUUAGACGAUCACUGUGCCCAUGAAAGGAUCACAGACUCGGAAUCUUCAAGCAAGCAAAAACGACCACGAAGACGGAAAUCCGCAGCACCAGAUCUAGUCCCUCUUCUUGAGGCCCGGGAUCGACUUUUCACAUCCUUUGAGAGAUGCUUCGAUGCGUUCGCCUCGCCAAUCUUAUUUCUUCGCGCCGCGGGACGAGAUAUUCCUAAGACGUUUCCUCAGUAUCUUACUGGCCUGAACUAUCCCAUUCCCGUUUUGAAGAAUACUACCAAGGCAAUAACUACCGAGGGUUCAGAUUCUCCUGAUGGCAGUUCAAGGGAUAGGAAUGCAUACUCCGACUUGGUCGCAGAUGAGGAUAUUGAUCUGCCCGUUCGUCGUCGAAAAGCGCUCUCUCGCUGGCCACCACAUGGGUUAGAUUAUGGCCUCAAUAAUGAACCUCGGGUAGGACCUGAUCAUGGGAUUGAUAGACUGGAAAUAACUUUACCGUGGGUGCGGGUAUUUUUAAAUGGACCUGUGGGCUCAACAGAGAUCGCUGCUAGCAGCAAGACCUCGGCGGUGAAAUCUACGGUCCUUGAGCAGCAGGGCGAGGAGAUGGUGUCUGUUAUGCGAAAGGCGUGUUUCUGGGGUCACGAGAAAGGCCUCGGAGAGCGAGUGGUGACUCUUUCGAGAGUAGACGAUUUUUCUGGGCAGGAAUUGGCAAGUUAUUUUGAGGAUGUAUUUGAUAAAGAGAGUAGUGAUGAUCAAUGA
Molecule: messenger RNA, 1080 nt
Organism: Penicillium verhagenii
Lineage: Eukaryota; Fungi; Ascomycota; Eurotiomycetes; Eurotiales; Aspergillaceae
Exons: 1
Coding region: 1-1080 (359 amino acids)
Molecular function (GO): hydrolase activity
Source: RefSeq, a predicted model, not a curated record